This is a messenger RNA of Apus apus (common swift), 685 nucleotides long. It is a transcript of the gene NDUFB10, whose product is annotated as NADH:ubiquinone oxidoreductase subunit B10. The record is from RefSeq and is a predicted model, not a curated record. Bases 48 to 578 code for a protein of 176 amino acids. The transcript has 4 exons. NCBI's taxonomy places the organism in Eukaryota, Metazoa, Chordata, Aves, Apodiformes, Apodidae.
CGCGGGGGGGAGGGAGGUGCCGCCAUCUUGCCCGCCCGCCCGCCGCCAUGCCGGAGGACCGCGACUGGGAGGCCUACAAGGUGCCGCCGACCCGCACCCCCGUCUCCGACAGGAUCACGUCGGUGCCCAACCCGGUUAACAUCUUCCAGACCGUCUUCAACUACGUCGUCGACGCGCCCGUCACUUUCGUCCGAGAGUGGAUCGAGCGCCAGCAGGCCAAGAACAGGUACUACUAUUACCACCAGAAGUUCCGCCGUGUUCCCGACCUGAGCGAGUGUCUGGAGGGAGACUACCUGUGCUUCUUCGAGGCCGAGGCGCAGUGGAGGAGGGACAGGCUGGUUGAUCAGGAAAUCGUGGAGAUCAUCCGAGAGAGGGUAGGUGCAUGCAAGCAGAGGGAAGGGCCCAACCAGUUCCAGAACUGUGCCAAGGAGGUGGAGCUGCUGGCACAGGUCACCAAGGCCUACCAGGACAGAUAUGGUGACCUCGGUGCCCAUGGGAAUGCCAGGACAUGCCUGAUGAAGCAGAAGCACAGGAUGAUGGAAGAGAGGAAGGCACAAGCAAAUGCCUCUGAGAGCUGAAGCGUUCACACGUCCAUGGUUGGAUCUUGCACGUUGCCUCUUUGAACUCUGAUGCUGGUGAGGACAACAAUAAAUGUGCAGCCCAGACAUGUGCUGUACAACCAGAA